Molecule: messenger RNA, 3554 nt
Organism: Pimephales promelas (fathead minnow)
Lineage: Eukaryota; Metazoa; Chordata; Actinopteri; Cypriniformes; Leuciscidae
Gene: ggt6
Product: gamma-glutamyltransferase 6
Cellular component (GO): extracellular exosome
Source: RefSeq, a predicted model, not a curated record
CUGUUUGACAGGACGAACAGGAAGUAGGAGAGGUUACCGGAAUGUUUUAACUUAACAUCCAAAAUGCACACGGGGAAAAUGGUACAGAGCACUGUUAAAUAUAAAGUACUUUCAAGCGAUGUGCAGGAUGAAAACGACAACGAUUGUAAUGAAGAAGAAGACAAUGAAGAAAUUACGAUAGAUUUCUAUUCGCCCUUCAGCAAUCAGCAAAGACGGAUAAGGAAAAGAGACACCUGUAUCAGGGUCAUGGUGGCUGUGAUUCUUCUGGGAAUUGUUUUUGGAUUUAUUUUGUAUGAAUGGAAUUGCUAUUGGCCUGGAGUUGAAGAGCGUCAGGACCUGUCACAUCAUCAGGAGCCUAACAAGACACACAAGACCUCUGAGGAUGAAGACCACGAACACCACGAGCAUGGAAAAGAUGAUGACCACGACAAGGACCACAACCACAAAGAUAAUCAUAAUCACACUCAUGGGCACAGUCCACAUCUGUACCACAAUGCUGCUAUCAUCACAGACUCAGCAAACUGCUCCAGUAUUGGUAAGAAGCUUCUUCAGGAGCAAGGGAAUGUGGUUGAUGCCGGGAUUGCUGCUUUACUCUGCCUAGGAGUUGUUCAUCCACACACUGCUGGAUUAGGUGGAGUGUUUUCUGCAAUUUUGUACAAUCACUCUACAAAAUCAUUUAAAGCAAUACAUCACACCUCUCAGACGCCUCCUACAUACAGAGCUCCCUCAUUAUUGCAGGGCCUUCAACUGCUGCACUCCCACUACGGGCAUUUGGAAUGGAGUCGGCUUUUUGAGGGCGCCACGAAACUCGCUAAAGACGGUUUCCUUAUCGAUGGAAUCCUCUCCAAGGCUUUAAAAGCUCACAAGGACAAAAUACUCCAGUCAGGACUGUCCGAUCUGUUCUGUGAUACGGACGGCCGUGUGAAAUCAGAGGGCGACAUUGUUGCCAAUAGGAAUCUAUCAGAACUUUUGCUGAGCGUCAGCCUAAAUGGCUCCAAUUUACCAGAAAAGCUAGGCGUAAAAUUGGCUCAAGACAUUUCUGAAGCUGAGAGGCCGGCAUUCCUUGCUGCCGUUCAUGCCGGCAGCGGAGAAAUCAAUGAGCCCCUUAUCUUGGAAAAAGAGAAAUACAGGAUUCUUUCAGCCCCCUUAAGUCUCACAGGUGCAAUGGUAUCUAAUUUAUUAGAUAGAGUACGGGAGCAAAACCUCACUUUUCCGAGCCACGGAGAUCUCGGUAAUGCCGCUGCCUCUUAUAAUGUUCUCUUACAUUUGGCGAAUGAAUUCUUCAACACGAGUCAGAGAGAGAUAUUCACAUUAAAUACCGCAAGCAGUCACGUAGGAGUCCUUGAUAGUCACGGCAAUUUCAUAGUAAUCUCCACCUCGCUCAACAGCACAUGGGGAUCCGGGCAAUGCUUACCAAGUAGCGGAGUCAUUCUCAAUGACUUUACCUCAGACAUCACUCGGAUGCCUUAUUUUAGUUUUCCUCUAGUGCUCCAGAUGUAUGAAAAUGAAGAAGAUCAAGACGACGAGACGCUGUUUGUUGCUGUGACUGGAGGGCUUUCUGCUCUGAUUCAUUCUGUGGUCAUGCUGAGAAACCUGGCUGAUGUUGGACUGUCUGUUCCUGAGACUGUGAGCAGUCCUCUGCUACAUAUAGAGCAGGGGGGUCCUGCGUCUCUGUCUGGCUGUAUGUCUGUCGCCACAAACAACACUGUUGUCUUCCGCAUGCUUUCAGAGCAAGACGGUUGGGUAAAGGAGCUGGGGGAAUGUUCAGGUGGCUUUCUGUCCAUGCAUCUGCAGCUGAAAGCAAAACAUGUAGGAGCCUAUGGAGCCACUAAGGUUAAUGCUGAUGGAUACUAAGGCAAAAAAUAAGUAAAUAAAUAAAUAAAUGUUAUGCACAUUUCACGUAUACUCCCCAUGGAUGUUGUUAUACCCAGCCUCACUUUACAGGGAAUGUUCUGUAUGCGAAUGUAAUUGUUUUGUAAUUGUAAUGGUAAAAAAAAAAAAGAUGAAAAGUGUUUUAAGAGACAGACUUUCAGCAGUUAUUUUUCAAAAAUGUAAUAGUUCCCCUAUGUUGAGCAUCCGAGUGCGCAUUCACCCUCACUCUUGUUCAGGAAAAACAAACGAAACGUUAAGUGCUGUUUAUCCUCUUGCAGGAUUUUAUUAGCAAGCAUCACUUGAACAUCAACGAUCAGUUCACAUGUUUUUCUCAAUUCAGAAGCAUGAGACGUAAAGAAGAACGUAACGUCAUCACGUACAAAACCGUAUACCUUCAAAUAGAACAAUACGGGUAGUCGGGUACCGUAAUACAAUGUAUAAGGGUGCAAUACAUUUAACACCCUAUUGUAUCCAAAAUGUUUUCUCCUUUUUAGCGUUUUCAUAAGCCUUCCUGAGAUGUUUCCAUAUUGAUUUCUUUGUUUUGUUUGAUCCUGUGAAUCAUGCAGUGACUAUGCAGUGCACAGUGAAUCGAUUUUUUAGAUGAACCUGAUGAGUGAAGGACUGCUGCUUUUAUAAUGUUGUUUUGAACCGACAGAUGUUUUUUAUGAAGUUUUAAACAUCUUUUUCAAUGUUUGACUACAUGAGAAAGCUAAGUGAAGGGUUUUUUUUUGCUUACAAUUGCUGAUGUCAGAAUUGUGUUUUUUUUUUAGAUUAAUUAAUACAAGAUGUUUAUGAUUUGUACAGGAGAGAAAGAUGCAUAUUUUAGUUGAAUUACUAAACUUGGUUGUUUCUUGUUAUUUUGUUGUUUGGAAAAACGGUAACAUUAGUAAUAAUUAUUUCACGAGUUAGCGAUUGUACCAUGUGAUUGUUAUGUAAAUUUUUUAGGGGUAAAAAGGGGGUCCUUUUACUAAACGUAACUGAGAGUGUAAACUGCAACUGCCAAAAAAACCACACUGCUAUUGAAGCAGAUUUUGUGAUUGUAAAUCAAUGUGGGGGUCUAUCUUCAUUGUGCUGAUUGGCUACACUGUCAGUUUUGAUUUUAGUUCUUUGCUGUUCCCCUCAUCGCCUCAUCGUCUCGGCUAUGAAGCCAGUAAUUAUACAUCAAGACUAUUCCAUUUUUGUUUCAGAAUCUGUCGUUAUUGCUUAAAUCUGAAGUGUGUACUUUUUUAUAUUAAAAUGCUUUUUCAUGGACCAGCUUUUUAUGCAGAGACAACUGUAAGACAUUCAUAAGUUGAUCGCUGCACAACUUUGUGCUGCUUUUAAACUCUUUGUUUGGGCAUCCAAAACUGCCCAACAACAACUGCAAUAUUGGCUCAACAAAUGGCAUGAGAUUGGAGCGGGAUCAUCAGAUUAUUUAACCAACAGAAGACAACCGAUUAGAAAACAGUCAUUAUUUUUGCAAAGCUACAUUUGAUGACAGCCACUACUUUCUCCAUCUUUAAUACUGAAAUAAUGCUGGAACGCACAAACUAUGACAGAAACCUGUUUUGAUGGGUUGCCUAUUCUAUAGGCUACAAUGCACUAAUGCCACAGAGCAAGACUUGAGUUGGCUAACGAUGUUUGUCUAUUAAUGUAUUAUGUAAAUUAUGAAUAAAAAACAACACAUGAUUUAAUGAAACAUG